UUAAUAAAUGAAAACCCCCCGCCAAACACGGCCUUAUAUUUAUUCAUAUUUAGCAACGGCACAACUCAUAGCACACACAAAAAAACAGAGCAAAGAAAAAAAAAAGUAAUGAGCAACGCAUUAAACAGAGACUACCUAAUCAGCGACGAGAUCGGCCGUGGAAGAUUCGGCACCGUUUUUAGAUGCACAUCAAGAACAACCGGCGACACCUUCGCCGUUAAAUCCAUAGAUAAAAAUCUCACCUCCGGCGACUCACUCGACGCUCAAUGCCUCCUCUCAGAGCCGAAACUUCUCCGCCUACUCUCUCCUCAUCCUCAUAUAAUCCAAAUUUAUAAUAUCUACGAGGACGAAAAUCAUCUUCAUAUGGUUAUAGAUUUGUGCUCGAAUCAAGAUCUUCACAGUUUGAUUAUCUCUAGCGGCGGAUUUUUAUCGGAAAAUGACGCUAGAGUUCUUUUUAUUCAGUUAAUGAGAGCUGUUUGUCACUGUCACAAAUACGGCGUCGUACACCGUGAUUUGAAGCCUGAUAAUAUUCUGUUAGAUUCGAGAAAUUUUGUUAAGCUGGCUGAUUUUGGAUCGGCUGAGGUGGUUAUGGAAGGUGAUUAUGGGAUUAGUUUAAGCGGAAUUGUAGGAACUCCGUAUUAUGUGGCGCCGGAGGUUUUGAGCGGUAGAGAUUACGGCGAGAAGGUUGAUGUGUGGAGUGCUGGUGUCGUUUUGUAUAUAAUGUUAGCUGGAUUUGCGCCGUUUUAUGGUGAAACUGCUGUUGAAAUUUUUAAUGCUGUUCUGAGAGGGAAUCUUAGGUUUCCGGUGAGAUCUUUUAACGGCGUGUCUCCCGCCGUUAAGGAUCUUUUAAGAAGAAUGCUUUGCAAAGACGUUUCCAAAAGGCUCUCUGCUGAACAAGUUCUGAGGCAUCCAUGGGUGACAAAUGGAGGGAUGAAUUGAUCUUAGCAUGAAGAGAAUGGAUAUUAUUAGCUUAGUUUAAGAAGGGCUGUAUAUAUUACUUAAUUACUACUAUAUGGUAACCCUAGCUAUGCUUUUUUAUUGGGCAGGCAAUGAGGUAGAACUAGAGGGAGCAAGUUUUGCAUAUUGUAAGUAAAUUAAGCAGGAAUGCUUUGUUUUGAUUAAAAAUUAAUCUAAUAUGUACUAGAUUAUGUUAUAUAUAUGGGAAGAAAUAUCAUUACUUA
Mercurialis annua (annual mercury) is the source of this 1181-nucleotide messenger RNA. RefSeq names its product phosphoenolpyruvate carboxylase kinase 1-like. Lineage: Eukaryota; Viridiplantae; Streptophyta; Magnoliopsida; Malpighiales; Euphorbiaceae. The coding region runs from base 109 to 939 and encodes 276 amino acids. Gene Ontology annotation, biological process: intracellular signal transduction; protein autophosphorylation; peptidyl-serine phosphorylation. The transcript has 2 exons. The record is from RefSeq and is a predicted model, not a curated record. Gene Ontology annotation, cellular component: cytoplasm; nucleus. Gene Ontology annotation, molecular function: ATP binding; calcium-dependent protein serine/threonine kinase activity; calcium/calmodulin-dependent protein kinase activity.